UUUAAAGCCUGAGCCAGUUGACAUCUGACUUUGUAAUUGAUUGACAUUUGUUGCCACAGUUACGGACAAUUACAUGUCACCAGAGUUUAAAGGUUCAUGUGGAUCCAACAACAGGUGUUUAAGACCGUUAAGGACGGACGGCAGAUCAUGGAAUAGGAAUUGAUUUCUCAGCAGGCCCCAGACCCCAAGGCCCACACCACACCUCUCUCCUAGGCAGAAGCAGAACGUGUCUGUAGGAAUAAGAAAGUAUGGGCGCCUACGAGUCUAACCUGGACGAUAUCCUGGCAGAGGACAUGCACCACUGGUACAACAAGUUUAUGAAAGAGUCUCCUUCGGGACUCAUCACGUUGUUUGAGCUGAAGACGAUGCUGGAGAUGCAGGGGAUGACAGAAGAAGCUAGCAGCUACGUGGACCAAGUCUUCUUUACCUUCGACAUGGAUGGGGAUGGAUAUAUAGACUUCGUAGAGUACAUAGCAGCAGUCAGUCUGAUGCUGAAAGGAGAAAUCAACCAGAAACUGAAAUGGUACUUCAAACUUUUCGAUCAGGACGGAAACGGCAAGAUUGACCAAGAUGAAAUGGGGACAAUAUUCAAGGCUAUCCAGGACAUCACCAGAUGUUAUGACCCUCCUACGGAGGAGAUUGUGACCCUCAUCUAUGAGAAGGUUGACAUAAAUAAUGAAGGUGAGUUGACUCUGGAGGAGUUUAUCGAAGGAGCCAGGGACCACCAAGACAUCAUGGAGAUGUUGGGAAAGAUGAUGGACCUCACCAACGUUCUAAAGAUCAUUGUCAACGGACAGAAAAAGCAGGUCAAAUCACCCGAAUGAGGAUGACGUCACUUCCUGUUGCACUUCCUGUUUGAUGGACUGCAACGCAGAAAGGUUGUUGUGAAAGAAUAGGAUUGUUUGGGACGGAAAGUAAUUAUAGUGGAAUGUUUAAUAUAUAAUAUAUGGAGCAAAUGUAUAAAAGAACAAACGACGAACUUGAGCAUCUUGAUGAGAAGGUGAAUAUACAUGAAUGGGAGGGGAGCCAUGUCCCAAAUCUCCAUCGACCAAGAAGACUGAGUUGACGUAAGGACAAUGGAACCAUGCCAGGAGGUCAUGUGACCCGUCUUGCCUACUCUAUGUUCUCUAUUUCUACAUCCCGAUUGUCUUUUCACCCUUUUCCCGAAGUCCCAUCAUAGAUUUAACCACGGUGGAAACCCUCUAGGCAAUGAUUACACCAAUUAAAUACUUUGAGAUCAAUGACAGGAAGUGUGGAAGUGUAGAGAAUUGGGAUGCAGACUAUAUGUUCUCUCUGUGUGUAUCACUUGAGUAUCCUCCUCCUCUAACUGUCACCACAGCUCUCUCUAGUCCUCCUCCUCCUGCUCCUAGUCUCACAGUCACCACAGCUCUCUCUGGUCCUCCUCCUGCUCUCACAGUCACCACAGCUCUCUCUAAUCCUCCUCCUGCUCUCACAGUCACCACAGCUCUCUCUAAUCCUCCUCCUGCUCUCACAGUCACCACAGCUUUCUCUAGUACUCCUCCUCUCACAGUCACCACAGCUCUCUCUAGUCCUCCUCAUCCCAGUCACCACAGCUCUCUCUAGUCCUCCUCCUGCUCUCACAGUCACCACAGCUUUCUCUAGUACUCCUCCUCUCACAGUCACCACAGCUCUCUCUAGUCCUCCUCAUCUCAGUCACCACAGCUCUAUCUAGUCCUCCUCCUGCUCUAACAGUCACCACAGCUCUCUCUAGUCCUCCUCAUCUCAGUCACCACAGCUCUAUCUAGUCCUGCUCCUCCUCUCACAGUCACCACAGCUCUCUUUAGUCCUCCUCCUGCUCUCACAGUCACCACAGCUCUCUCUAGUCCUCCUCCUCAUCUCACAGUCACCACAGCUCUCUCUAGUCCUCCUCCUGCUCUCACAGUCACCACAGCUCUCUUUAGUCCUCCUCCAUCUCUCACAGUCACCACAGUUCUCUCUAGUCCUCCUCAUUUCAGUCACCACAGCUCUCUCUAAUCCUCCUCCUGCUCUCACAGUCACCACAGCUCUCUCUAGUCCUCCUCCUGAUCCUUCUCUCUCAGUCAUCACAGCUCUCUCUAGUCCUCCUCCUGCUCUCACAGUCACCACAGCUCUCUUUAGUCCUCCUCCAUCUCUCACAGUCACCACAGUUCUCUCUAGUCCUCCUCAUCUCCGUCACAACAGCUCUCUCUCUAGUCCUCCUCCUGCUCUCACAGUCACCACAGCUCUCUCUAGUCCUCCUCCUGCUCUCACAGUCACCACAGCUCUCUCUAGUCUUUGUCCUGCUCUCACAGUCACCACAGCUCUCUCUAGUCCUCCUCCUGAUCCUCCUCUCUGAGUCACCACAGCUCUCUCUAGUCCUCCUCCUGAUCCUCCUCUCACAGUCACCACAGCUCUCUCUAGUACUCCUCCUGAUCCUCCUCUCACAGUCACCACAGCUCUCUCUAGUCCUCCUCCUGAUCCUCCUCUCUCAGUCACCACAGCUCUCUCUAGUCCUCCUCCUCCUGCUCUUGCUCUCAUAGUCACCACAGCUCUCUCUAGUCCUCCUGCUCCUGCUCCUGCUCUCACAGUCACCACAGCUCUCUCUAGUCCUCCUCCUGCUCUCACAGUCACCACAGCUCUCUCUAGUCCUCCUCCUGCUCUUGCUCUCAUAGUCACCACAGCUCUCUCUAGUCCUCCUCGUCCUGCUCCUCCUCUCUCAGUCACCACAGCUCUCUCUAGUCCUCCUCCUCCUGCUCUUGCUCUCAUAGUCACCACAGCUCUCUCUAGUCCUCCUGCUCCUGCUCCUGCUCUCACAGUCACCACAGCUCUCUCUAGUCCUCCUCCUGCUCUCACAGUCACCACAGCUCUCUCUAGUCCUCCUCCUGCUCUUGCUCUCAUAGUCACCACAGCUCUCUCUAGUCCUCCUCGUCCUGCUCCUCCUCUCACAGUCACCACAGCUCUCUCUAGUCCUCCUCCUGAUCCUCCUCUCUCAGUCACCACAGCUCUCGCUAGUCCUCCUCCUCCUGCUCCUGCUCUCACAGUCACCACAGCUCUCUCUAGUCCUCCUCCUGCUCUCACAGUCACCACAGUUCUCUCUAGUCCUCCUCCUCUCAGUCACCACAGCUCUCUCUAGUCCUCCUCCUCUCAGUCUUAAAACACACUUUGUCACCAACUGAUACAUUGUUCUUAGAGGUCUUUUAAGAGAGGAUGUAUAAGUGCUGUUGUCAGAAGCAAGCCCUUAUACCAUAAACAGACGGGUAUUGAACUUUAGGGGCGUUCUCUGGCUGGUGACUAGGAUUCUAUGCAUUCCUAUUUGUGUUCAGGCUAAAAUAUUUAAAGAAACUGAAUAGAUGUAUUGUAUAUCCUCUUAUUCUAAAUAAAUGGAAUGGAUUUGUUGUUUUUCAAAACAAUUAUGGCACGUUAUAGAUAUGUAUAAUCAUAAGCAAAUGUUUGAGAAAAAAAAAUAUUUUCACAAAGUAAAAACGUCCAGGUUUCUGAGUCACUAAAGAUGUUUCAUAGUGUGUUUUAGACUGGAUGUUGAAAGUGACCCUACAUUCGAAAUGCACACGUGUCCCUUGGGUUGGGACUGAUCUCAACAUUAGACUACUUUUAGGGUUCUGAAAACCCAACCCUUCUUUUGUGUUGUUUUUGUACCAUCAUCAUUGAAAUUCAAGAGAAAUUCUAUCAUGUAUAUUUCAGCCCAGGUGCAAUAUGCAUUUUGGCCACUAGAUGACAGCAAUGUAUGUGCAAAGUUUUAGACUGAUUCAAUGAGCCAUUGCAUUUCUGUUCAAAAUGUUGUAUCGAGACUGCCCAAAUAUGCCUAAUUUGUUUGUUAAUAACUUGUUAUGUUCAACAUUGUGCACUCUCCUCUCCUUUCACUGUAAUAGCUGCUGAAAAUUGGACAGUGAAGUUAGAUUAACAAGAAUUGAAGCUUUCUGACAAUAUCAGAUAUGUCUAUGUCCUGGGAUUUUUUUUUGAGACUUACAACCUCGCAUUAGCCUACGUUAGCUCAACCGUCCCGUGGAAGGGGACACUGAUCCCAAAUAAAUUUUGAAACAUGUUUUUUGGGGUUGCCUUAACAAUUUUAUCAAUACAGUCAUUCUGAAUAAACAUACCAAUUUCCUGUUGAUUAAAUAAAGGAAGUGGUUCAACA
Oncorhynchus kisutch (coho salmon) is the source of this 4132-nucleotide messenger RNA. RefSeq names its product guanylate cyclase activator 1C (gene guca1c). NCBI's taxonomy places the organism in Eukaryota, Metazoa, Chordata, Actinopteri, Salmoniformes, Salmonidae. The transcript is spliced from 5 exons. The coding region runs from base 249 to 824 and encodes 191 amino acids. Gene Ontology annotation, molecular function: calcium ion binding; calcium sensitive guanylate cyclase activator activity. The record is from RefSeq and is a predicted model, not a curated record.